AAACUUUUUCUUUCUUUCUUUCGUUUCCCUUUUAAGAUUUUUUUCGGCUUUGAUGGAGGCCGUACGCGGAAACCGAUCUGUCUCUGAAACGACACCGGUUUUGGCUCCGUUUUCACGGUCACCGGAAAGUUGUCUCCCUUUUAAUCAUAACCUACAACCUGUAUUUGCAGAAACUUCCGUACAAAACAACCCUUUUGGAGAUAACGCUUUUGAUAAAAUCCUGGAAUCAGCCUUUUCUCGUCUCAAUGUGUCAACUCAGAAGAAUCAAGAGUUAGGCCAUCAUGGUCUUGUUAGUGGUGAAUUCUUGGACAGGUCCGGUUUUGGUUUUGGUGGUGGGUUGGCAAGAACAGGACAAGAGAGAAACAAUGUUGAUGAGGGUCUGAAUGUGGGUUUUAAUGGAGUGAUGAGGGUGGGGCCAGAUAUUGGUAGUUGGGAUACUUUCAUGUCUUGUUCGUAUCAACCCUUCAAUUUAAAUGGCAAUGGGUAUUUGCUUGAUUCAAGAAGAAAAGAACUUUUCAAUGAAAUCUCAAUAUUACCCUCUUCCAAUCAAAAUGGAUUGGCUGCGGCUGCUGCCGGUGCCGGUUGCUCAAGGGCUUCUUGUUCAAAAAACAAGAAUGUAAUGAGAUCUAGUUUUAGUAGUCAUAACAAUAAUCAGACUAAUAAUAGUUUUAGGAGGCCUCAUUGGUUACAGGAACCUUUGAAUUGUUUAAGUCUAGGGGAUGUGAGAGGUAGGAUUGUGUCCUUAGCAAAAGAUCAAUACGGUUGUAGGUUUUUACAAGGGGCUAUUCAUGAAGCGUCGAAGGAGGAAAUUGAUAUGAUUUUAAUGGAGGUUAUUGAUCAUGUCGGUGAGUUGAUGUUGGACCCUUUUGCGAAUUAUGUUGUUCAAAAACUUGUAGAUAUGUGUAGUGAGGAACAGAAGAGUCAGAUUCUUUUAAUGGUUGUUAAGGAUGGUUUUCGACUUGUCAACAUUUGUCUCAAUGUUCAUGGGACUCGUGCUGUACAGAAAUUGUUGGAGAACCUUACUACUCAACAGCAAAUCUCGUUAGUUUUGUCAGCUCUAAGCCCUGGCACUGUUGCAUUGACCAAGGACAUGAAUGGUCAUCGUGUAAUCCAGCAUUGCUUGAAAAAUUUCUCUGAAGAAGAUAAUAAGUAUCUUCUGAAUGAGGUGGCAGAUAACUGUUAUCAAAUUGCAACAGACAAAAGUGGAUGUUGUGCACUGCAGCAAUGUGUUGACCACUCUAAGGGAGAGGCCAGAGUGCAUCUAGUUGGAGAGAUAAUAGCAAAUGCUCUACACCUAGCUGAAGAUCAAUAUGGCAACUAUGUGGUGCAACAUAUACUGGGACUCAAAGAGCCACAAAUAACAGAAAGUCUUCUGAGACAGCUUGAAGGGAAUUAUGCAUCUCUUUCCUGCAAUAGAUAUGGAAGCAAUGUUGUGGAGAAGUGCUUGGUGGAAUCGGGAGAACAGCAGUCUACGAGAAUUAUAAUGGAGUUGCUUAAAAGUCCCAUUGUAUCAAGGCUUCUUGUGGAUCCUUUUGGAAACUAUGUUAUCCAAUCAGCUUUGUCAGUGUCUAAGGGCUUUGUUUACUAUGCUUUGCUGAAUCUGGUGCGGGUGAACUCUCCAAUGAUGCGCAGCCAUGUUUAUGGAAAAUGGGUACUUGCCUGGUUCAACAAGCGAAAGCCGCUCCGCAUGUAAACUUAGAAAAUUACAAAAUUAUAACAUGAAGAGAUAUCCUAAUAAUUAGAGAUUUUCACUACAAAUAGGUCUUAGGCAUCCAUAAGGAUACAAAUAGGAUUUUGUGUACCAGAGUUGAUACACUAUCUGAUGCGUCAUUGUGUAGGGUUAUUGUGGGUGUUUGUAGUUUGUAGUCACAUGAAUUUCUGAGGAUUGAUACACUCAGAUGUUGGGAUCUUGAUAGUGGUGGCCAUGGUUACUGUGACAGUUAGAUACAGACUAACGUGAAAAGUUGAGGUAACAAUCAUUCUUUAGGGCAUUUGAAAAGGGAAUACACCAUAUUAUGAGGUUUUUCCGCUUUUGUUUGUCGUAACUCUCUAUAUGUUGAAGCAUUUCCUUGUUCAAGGGCAUUGGUUUGCUUGGGUCAUUUUAACCCCUUUUUCUCGUUCAAGUGUUCUUGCAGCUUUCUAAUGGAAGCAGCUGCAAUCCGUUGUUGCACCAAGUUUUCGUAUAAGAUGUUCAAACUUUUGACACUUAUUUGAAAGUAGUGAUACUUGCGCAAAGAUUUUCACUUUGUGAAACCUGUCCCUCAAAUCCCUGUUUACCCUCUUUUUCGAAGGAGGAAAACAUGUUUUAGCGAUGUAAAGGAGAAUGAUAUGUAAUCAA
Durio zibethinus is the source of this 2338-nucleotide messenger RNA. RefSeq names its product pumilio homolog 15-like. Gene Ontology annotation, molecular function: mRNA binding. Gene Ontology annotation, cellular component: cytoplasm. The record is from RefSeq and is a predicted model, not a curated record. Gene Ontology annotation, biological process: post-transcriptional regulation of gene expression. NCBI's taxonomy places the organism in Eukaryota, Viridiplantae, Streptophyta, Magnoliopsida, Malvales, Malvaceae.